GCGGUGCUGAGGCACGAGCGCUGCCGCGCGGCUUAGACUCGGGCGGUGGCUCUGUUGGUCGGUUGGUUUUCGUCCUGCGUAGCAGGGCGCGCGCGGCCGCGAUGAGCUGGGACCUGCUGCUCUGGCUGCUGGCGCUGUGCGCGCUGCUCGCGCUCGUGGUGCAGCUGGUACGCUUCCUGCGGGCCGACGGCGACCUGACCCUGCUGUGGGCCGAGUGGCAGGGGCGACGCCCAGAAUGGGAGCUGACUGAUAUGGUGGUGUGGGUGACUGGAGCAUCAAGUGGGAUUGGUGAAGAGCUGGCUUACCAGCUGUCCAAACUAGGAGUUUCUCUUGUGCUGUCAUCCAGAAGAGUGCAUGAGCUGGAAAGGGUGAAAAGAAGAUGCCUUGAGAAUGGCAAUUUGAAAGGAAAAGAUAUACUCAUUUUGCCCCUUGACCUGACUAACAGAAGUUCCCAUGAAAUGGCUACCAAAGCAGUUCUCCAGGAGUUUGGCAAAAUUGACAUUCUGGUCAACAAUGGUGGAGUAUCCCAGCGUUCUUUGUGUGUGGACACCAGCCUGGACGUCUACAAGGAGCUAAUAGAGGUUAACUACUUAGGGACGGUGUCCUUGACAAAGUGUGUUCUGCCUCACAUGAUUGAGAGGAAGCAAGGAAAAAUUGUUACUGUGACUAGCCUCCUGGGUGUUAUAUCUGCACCCCUUUCUGCUGGAUAUUGUGCCAGCAAACAUGCUCUUCAGGGAUAUUUUAAUACCCUCCGAAUUGAACUUGCUACAUACCCAGGUAUAACAGUUUCUAACAUUUGCCCAGGACCUGUGCAAUCAAAUAUUGUGAAGAAUGCCCUAACUGAAGAAGUCACAAAGACUACAGGCAGCGAUGCAGAUCAGUCCCACAAGAUGGCAGCCAGUCGUUGUGUGCAGCUGAUGUUAAUCAGCAUGGCCAAUGAUUUGAAGGAAGUUUGGAUUGCGGAUCAGCCUUUUUUGUUAAUGGCAUAUUUGUGGCAGUAUAUGCCAACCUGGGCCUGGUGGAUAACUGACAAAUUAGGAAAGAAAAGGAUUGAGAACUUUAAGAAUGGUGUGGAUGCAGAUUCCUCUUAUUUUAAAAUCUGGAAGACAAAAUAUCAGUGAAGGAGUACUUGCAUUUUUCAAGCCAAUGGAAAGAGAAACGGAAAACAUGACAACAGCAAUUUUCUUAUGCACUGAAGACUUUGUGAUUUUACUUCUUAAUAGAUACAACUUUCCUUUCAACGUGUAAUAAAUAAGAUUGCCAGGAGUCUUGCAAUAAGGGUAUUAAUACAUACUACAUUCCUGGAUUAAAGAGCAUUUUAACAUACUCUAGCAUGUAUGCUUAAAAUCUAGGUGAGCAGAAUGCCAACCAAAGAAUUACAGUAAUCCAUUUAGCAUAAAUGCAUGGAAUAUUACAUGAAGCAGAGUGCUGGGGAAUGGGCAGAUAUAAAGAAGUGUCUGAAAUGGCCUGCCUCCAAGGUGCUUACACUCUUGGAAGAGUUGACAGGUACAAAUGACUGGAAUUUGAAGCCGUUGGUAGGACUCAUAGCAGCCAUAAUUGAUUAAAAAUCUAUUAUAUGUCA
Messenger RNA from Mesoplodon densirostris (Blainville's beaked whale), 1582 nucleotides. RefSeq names its product dehydrogenase/reductase 7 (gene DHRS7). The transcript has 7 exons. Bases 102 to 1121 code for a protein of 339 amino acids. Gene Ontology annotation, molecular function: oxidoreductase activity. Lineage: Eukaryota; Metazoa; Chordata; Mammalia; Artiodactyla; Ziphiidae. The record is from RefSeq and is a predicted model, not a curated record.